Messenger RNA from Drosophila kikkawai, 2310 nucleotides. Its product is annotated as another transcription unit protein. The record is from RefSeq and is a predicted model, not a curated record. NCBI's taxonomy places the organism in Eukaryota, Metazoa, Arthropoda, Insecta, Diptera, Drosophilidae. Gene Ontology annotation, cellular component: nucleus; Cdc73/Paf1 complex. Gene Ontology annotation, molecular function: RNA polymerase II C-terminal domain phosphoserine binding. Gene Ontology annotation, biological process: transcription elongation by RNA polymerase II; positive regulation of transcription elongation by RNA polymerase II.
AUGGUGGAUCCUAAAGUGCACAGCUAUAGCUUGAACCUGAGUGAGAGCGAGGAAAGUGCCGAUAGCUCCGAUUUUGGUUCCGCCAGAGAGCACUCGGGCUCCAGCGGUUCUGAAGGUUCUGCUGCUACUUCAGCUCGCGGCAAGGUGCACAGAAGUCGCUCGCGCACUCGCCGAUCAUCGGGUAAAAGGGCCAUGGAGAUGAGCGGCUCACAAAGAAACCACGCUUCAAAGAUUUCUAUACCCAUUGAGGACGAAUCUUCCAGUGCUUCCCAUUCCCCAUCUCGAGUCAGUUCAAGCUCCCAGUCUAGCUCGGAGGGAGAAGCAACACAGUCAUCGACCAAGUCACCAGCCAAGCUCAAGUCAUUUUCAGACAAUCAUGUUGCUACGUCGGACUCGGAGGAUGAAUCAAUGGAGUCAUCGUCAGAAGCAAUUCCCAAGAAAGAGUCAAAUCCUGAUACAUAUGUAUAUAGUGCCUCGAGCUCGGAAGAUGAAGAAAUGCAAUCAUCUUACCAACCAACCUCAAAGGGAAAGCCCAAUUCCGGUACAAACACUGGGACUUCGUCAUCAGAGGACGAAACGAUGCAGUCAUUGGCCAAGCCAACUCCCAAGGGAAAGUCGAUUCCCGAUACUGACGAUGAAGCUUCGAGUUCGGAGGAUGAACAGAGACAAGGAUCUCCAAAGCCGACUUCCAAGGGAAAGUCGAUUCCCGAUACGAACGCUGAAACUUUGAGUUCAGAGGAUGAACAGAUGCAAGCAUCGCCGAAACCGACAUCCAAGAAAAAGUCAAUUCCCGAUACUAACGCUAAAACUUCGAGUUCGGAGGAUGAACCUAUAAAAACAUCGCCCAAACCGACUUCCAAGGGCAAGUCUAUUCCCGAUACUGACGAUGAAGCUUCGAGUUCGGAGGAUGAACCGAUGCAAGCAUCGCCGAAACCGACAUCCAAGGAAAAGUCAACUCCCGAUACUAACGAUGAAACUUCGAAUUCAGAGGAUGAACCGAUGCAGGCAUCGCCGACAUCAAUAUCCAAGGAAAAAUCACGUUCUGGUCAGAACACUGAUACCUCUGAUUCUGAGGACGAAUCGGGUGGAAAAAAUAUAUCUAAAUUAAGUGAACUAAUCGGACUGGAAGAUAUCUCUUCCGCCUCCAUUUCCGAUGAUGAUAAUAAUGAUAAUGAACGCGUGCUAUCCAAGCUAUCGGAUAUUCGAUUCGACAACGAUUCAGGAAAUUCUCACAUGAAGAAUCCCGAAACUGUUGAAGAUCAGCAAAGAAAGGUAUUGGGAGACAAGUUGACUGUCAAGUUCAAGACCACCCUGCCGGAAGUUGGAGCUGGGCUGAUCGGAGGUCCAUUGCAAUUUCUCAGAGUUCCUCAGUUCAUACCCGUUGAGUCUGGGGCCUUCGAAGCUGAAACCUUUAAAAACAGCAUGACGCCAGAUGAUCUGAAGGACGAGCAAGCCCGUGGGGAUUUCCUGAAUCGCCUGAAGACAACAGUGCGUUGGAGAGAGAACCAAGACCAGGUCAGGGAAUCGAAUGCUCGGAUUGUGCGCUGGUCCGAUGGCUCCGAGACCUUUCAUGUGGGCUCCGAGGUCUUCGAUGUGAUGCACCAUAAGGUGAUCGAUGACAAAAACCACUUGUAUGUCCGCCUGGAGAGCUGCUACCAAGCCCAGGGAUCCAUCACCGACAAGAUGACUCUGCGGCCGAAGCUGGACUCCACCUUUGGUCAGAACCAUGUGCAGGGCCUGCGAAAUAGAGCUAUGAAUAAGCCACAGACGGGCGUUGUUAAGGUGCUCUCGGAUUUGGUCGCCAAUCCUGCAACAGAUCGAGAUCGUCGGGCCAAGGAGGAGAUAGCCAAUCUCCGCAGGGAGGAGCGAGAAAAGCGGCGUGAGAUUCAGAUGAGCAUGAGAAAACCGCGUGUAAAGCCCAUGCCUCAUUGCACGGCAGAUGAUUCGGACCCGGAGCAGCCAACCGGCGAUCAAGAGGGUCUGGAAAGCGGAACUGCCCAAUCUCUCUGCGCCUCCUCGACCUGGGGCAGUAACACCCAAGGCAUACGCACCAACCGUAACAUGGCCGUGAAUCUCGGGAGAUCAGAGUCGACUGACGAGGACGACGACGAAGAAGACGGUUACGACAGCGAUGUGAACGACAUAAUAAACGAUGACGAUCUCGAUGAGCCGAGCACCAGCACCUCCAAGUCGAAGAUGGCACCUCCAAGCCGCCGCAGCUCGAAGUCGGACUCCGACGAGGGUCCCAAGUCGCGCAUCGCUAACCGAAAGACCAAGCGGCUGAUUUACUCCGAUUCGGACUCGAACUAA